GGGUGUGGGCAGAGCUAUAGCCGUCGCUUCGCCCCAUUCGCCUCGCGGCUCCGCAAGCGCGAGCUUUUCUAGUCUCGGCGAUACCAGCUCUCUGGCAUAAGCGCUCUCGACGUGGCGGCUUUGGAUCUUCUAGCCAAGCUUCCCAGAGCAGCGACGGAUGACAGACCGCGAGUCCUCGGGCUGCUUUGAAAGAAGUGUUGACAGGAUCGUCGCAGAUGAACUCGACAAACCUGAAGCACUGGCUAAGUCGCGGCGAGCUCGACAAACUCGAGCACGUCGUCCUGGAAGGCAGAGGCGCGCGACUGCUGGCCGAGCAGUCGCCCGACCUCAGGACGAGGGUCUUCCUCAAGGGCUUGCCGAAUUACCUGACCAAGAUCUGCCAGAUCCACGACGCGGUCGUGCGAGGCUCGCUGCCCGAGGCCCAGAGACUCGUCGACGGAGAGCCGAAGAAGAAGCUGCUCGUCGCCAAAGACGCGACUGGCACUCCGCUGAUCCACAAGUCCGUCUACUACGACCACCAGGACAUCCUCGAGUGGAUCGUCGGCAAUUACCCCGGGGCCGUUGAGCAAAGGGACAGGGAGGGUCGGACGGCGCUGCACUACUGCGCGGCCUGCCGCGACCCCGAGGCCGUCUGGGACAUCCUCAUCGAGGCCGGCUGCGACGCGAGCGUCUGCGACAAGAGGGCCAACCCCGCGGCCUACUACCUGCAGCGCGGCUCCGAAAUCGAGCUGCCCGAGCCCGACAGGAUGCCCAGCCGCAGACUCCGCUCCAAGGACCCGUCCAAGUGGUCCGGCAGCCUCGAUUUCAAGCCAUCCAACAUAAGAAUAUGGAUUCACAAUAGAGACAUCGGCAAGCUGCAGCACGUACUAUGGGAGGGUCACGGAUCGAAGCUGCGCUGCGAGACGAGCAACAACGUUCGCGUCAAAAGGUUCCUCGAGGCGGCUCCCUUCAUCAUGGGCACGAUCAAGGACAUCCACAGCGCGAGCGUAAAAAACGACCUGGACGGCUUUAGAAAGAAGCUGGAGGAGCCCGUCUCGCCGAUUAUUUUAUGCAGCAAGGACAGCAACGGCCUGAACGUGCUGCACAAGGCCGCCGGUCUGGGCUACGUCGAGCUGGCGAGGGACAUCCUGGACAGAUACCCGGCAAUCGUGAACGCCCAGGACAACGAGAACCGCGCGCCCCUGCACUACGCGGCCGUCUGCAGGGACGGCGGGGCCAUGUACGACCUGCUGGUGGAGUACGGGGCCGACGAGAGUAAAAUCGACAACCGCCAGAAGACGGCCGCGUUCUACAAGAACAGGCCGGCCGACCUCGACCUGACCAGUCUGGUGAUGGUGCCGGACGCGCCGCGCGUCUCCGGGACGAGCUACCCCCGGCACUGGGACUGGCGAAUCAUCGAGACGGACCAGCCGCUCACGCGAAUGAGGCGAACCGGCAACAACGCCGACGACGACAGCGCCUUCGGCAGCGCAGAGUCGGCCAAGCUGAGCAACGCGGACGUCGCCAGCCCGGAGAUCGAGAACGCCGAAGGCGAGCUGAACGGCAACGAGGCCGCAGAGGAGGAAGAAGCCCCCGCGGGGGACGAGCCUGCCGAGCCUGCCGAGAAAGACGGCGAGGAAGAAUCUGCGGAACACGAAGACGAGCCCAAGCCGGACGGGAACGAUAACCCGGAGAUAAAAGUGACCGAGGCCGCCGACGACGACAACAACAACGACGACGAGGCAGAAGAGGGGCAGGCGGAGGAGGAGCAGCAGCAACCCGUGGAAGGAGAAGAAGCCGUGCCGGAAGCGGGGGCGGUGGAGGAAGAGCCAGCGCCGAGCGACGAGGCGGUUCCCACCGAGGAAGAGGAGGCUCCGGAGAAAGAGCCCGAGGAAGAGGGGGAUGGGGACGAAGAGGAAGAGGAGGAUAAGGCCGAGCCCAGCACCGCGGACUCUGGCUUGGUCGGCACGCCGAACGACGACGAGGAGCAGAUUAACGGCGAGGAGGAGGAGGAGGAGGAGGAGGAGGAAGCGGAGCCCGAGGCCCGCGGAGAAGAGGCGCCGGUCGAGGGGCACGAGCCUGGCAUGGCCGUGGACGAGGAGACGGCCGAGCUCGUGGAGAACGGGAGCAUGGAACAGUUGGCAGCGCUCGUGUUGACGGGCGAGGGGCACCGGCUCGUCGGCCGGCACUCGAGCAACCCCGAGUUGCAGGCCUUCAUCGACAAUGUUCCCGCUUACAUGGCGAAAAUACGCGCAGUGCACAAGGCCGCGAGGGAGGGCAACCUCAAGGAGCUGCAGAUAUCCCUGGACAGGCGCAAGUUCGCCGUCGCGAAGGACCCGUCCUCGCCGCACGGAGCCACGCCCCUGCACGUGGCCGUCAUCUUCGGACACACGCCGGUCGUCAGGUACUUGGCGGGCAGGUUCCCGGAAACGGCGCACGCCCUCGAUCUGGACGGCCGGACGCCGCUGCACUACGCGGCCACGCUGGCCGACAACGGCCACUACUACAAUCUUCUGCUGCAUCUCGGCGCCAACCCCCUCGUGCAGGAUAACUUCGGCCAGAAGGCAGACUACUACAAGCAGAACCAGGACGACCUGUCGCACAAGCAGCUGCUGCGCGACUUUGGCGCGCCGGAUUCGCUCGCCGACGAGAUGCUCGUCGACAAAGUGCCCGGCGGCGACAAGACGUCCGCCCGCCGAGACGUGGCCGAGCCGGAGACCCUGGCGACGCUGGAGCGCUGCUUCAGACUGCUGACCAGCGGCGUCGGAGCAGGGACCGGCAGGAGGAGUUCCGUUCCCGCGACCCCGAGCAGCCAGCAGCGGCAGCAGCAGCAGCAGCAGCAGCAGCACCAGCAAGCCGUCGGCAGCGGAUCGCAGACGGCCGAUCUCAACAUUUUUCAAGACGAAGAGGGACGGUACUUGGCGUCGUCACUAGGCGAUCCACUGAUAAGAGGCUUGACAGAAGUAGCAACUACUCGGCCAAAAGAUCCCGUAACGUAUCUCGCUACGUAUCUAUACAAUUUUGCCAACCAAGACAAGCCGGAAGAGAAGUCCGAAGAUUCGAAUAUUUUGAUCAUACCCGAGGGGGAAGAGACUGAACAAGAAGGCAACUCAGAAGAAACUCAAGAGAAUGAAACAGAGAAUGAGAUUGAGAAUGACAAUGACAACGAUGACGGAUAUCCUCAAAGUCCGGACUUGGACACCCCCGAGUCACUUUUCGCAUCGACAGAACGGGACGAGAACGGCCAAAGCUCGUUACACUUUGCAGCAAACCGCUCGCACGCUAAAGACGGUUUGUACCACCUCCUGCAAGAGCGGCAGAUCAACAUCGCGUUCAGAGACUCCCGAUACCGGACAGGCCGAGACGUGGCCGAGCUGUCUGGCAACCCCGAGAACGUCCAGGAAAUCGAUCGUUUUGUUGUCUAUCUCGCGGCUCGCGGUGAAACUGACAAACUGGUAGAAUUACUGAUGGAGGGCUAUGAUCACAUACUCGACACGGAGGACGACGGCAAAAACGUACUUCAGAUUGCCGAGGAGGAAGAUAACAAAUCCACUGUUGAGUUUCUCAAAUCCAUAAAAAAUUACACCGAGCUUAGAGACGAGAUUCAUCGCGCCAUAAGAGCAGGCGAGUCCCUGAAAGUGCGCGAGCUUCUCGAGGUAAACGGCGAAGGUGCGAGACUUUUGGCGCUGGGAAAAAAUUCAACCGGGCGCUGCUCGCUGCACAUUGCGGUGCUGCGCGAGCACGAGGACGUCGUGCGUUACAUUGCCAAAACUCAUCCCGAGACGCUGAGGGUUGGCGAUAACCUGGAAAGGACCGCUUUGCAUUAUGCAAUGGGAGUGCCUUCAGUGGAAAACAUGAGCAGCAUUCUAAUAAAGGCAGGGGCCAAACGAGUGCAAAAAGAUUUGAGAUCGCGACAGCCGUCUUACUAUUUUAUGAACAAAACCGACAUCAAGCAACUUCAGGACGAAGAAGAAUCGAUGAACAGGUGAAACGACGAGGAUAACAUGCAUAACAUUACGAGCAGUUUAUAUGAAUAAAUGCAAUAUUUAUGUAAAUACGCACGUCUCAUCAACGUCGUCUCAAAAAAUAAAAUAAUAAAAACAUGUAUCUUA
This is a messenger RNA of Nasonia vitripennis (jewel wasp), 4091 nucleotides long. RefSeq lists its product as uncharacterized. The transcript is spliced from 21 exons. The record is from RefSeq and is a predicted model, not a curated record. NCBI's taxonomy places the organism in Eukaryota, Metazoa, Arthropoda, Insecta, Hymenoptera, Pteromalidae. The coding region runs from base 216 to 3968 and encodes 1250 amino acids. Gene Ontology annotation, molecular function: protein binding.